This is a messenger RNA of Lycium barbarum (goji berry), 5753 nucleotides long. RefSeq names its product E3 ubiquitin-protein ligase KEG. NCBI's taxonomy places the organism in Eukaryota, Viridiplantae, Streptophyta, Magnoliopsida, Solanales, Solanaceae. Gene Ontology annotation, cellular component: early endosome; trans-Golgi network. Gene Ontology annotation, molecular function: protein binding; protein kinase activity; ATP binding. Gene Ontology annotation, biological process: abscisic acid-activated signaling pathway; protein phosphorylation; negative regulation of abscisic acid-activated signaling pathway. The transcript has 16 exons. The coding region runs from base 357 to 5222 and encodes 1621 amino acids. The record is from RefSeq and is a predicted model, not a curated record.
AUUCAAUCAGCCUUACAUAUUCGUACUGUUUGUUUAGAAAGUGAAGACUUCCUAGUUCCUACCAGCAGAUAGCUAAACAUGCAUCACGUGAGUUGUACUAUGCCGUUCAGCAUUUGUACUUAGAUUAAAAAAAAAAGAAGAAAGAAAAACCCCUCAGUAAAGCUUCCGUCUUCUUCCUCAAAACUCAACUAUUAACCCCCACCCAUCCCCCUACCAUUUCCUUUCUCUCUCUAAAACCCUCUUUCGCUCUCUCUCUAGUGGAUCUGCAAUUCCCAUUAAUCAACCCGACCCGACCCGGAUUCAAAUAAUCCCAAAUUUUGAGGGUUUACUUACAGUUAGUGAUUAUUAUUAUUAUUAUGAGAGUACCUUGUUGUUCAGUUUGUCAGAAUAGGUAUGAUGAAGAGGAGCGUUGUCCUUUACUGCUCCAAUGCGGUCAUGGAUUUUGCCGAGAGUGUCUUUCUAGAAUGUUCUCAGCUUCACCAGAUACUAGUUUAUCUUGCCCUAGGUGUCGCUACGUGUCCCUUGUGGGGAACUCUGUUACUGCCCUUAAGAAGAACUACGCGAUCCUUGCUUUAAUUAGGGAUUCCAGGUAUUCAAGUGAUGAUGAGGAUGAAGAGGAUGCUGAGGGUAAUGUUGAGGAUGAGGAGAAUAAUGAUUCCAGGCGAAGGCAUGGGGCCCGCAAUGCGUCGAGUUCGGGUUGUGGUGGUGGGAGGAUAGAGGUUGGUGCACAUCAAGCGGUUAAGUUGAUUAGGAGGAUAGGUGGUGAGUCUAUGAGGCCUGGGGUAGAAAUGUGGGGGGCAACGAUUUCGGGUGGUGGAAGGCGGUGUAGGCAUAAAGUGGCGGUGAAGAAAGUGGGAGUUGGAGAGGAAAUGGAUGUGGAACAUGUGGUAUGGGUGCAAGAGAAGUUGGAGAAAUUGAGGAGGGAAUCUAUGUGGUGUAGAAAUGUGUGUGCUUUUCAUGGUGUGACUAAAUUGGAUAGAAGCUUGUGUUUGAUUAUGGAUAGGUGUAAAGGGUCAGUACAGACCGAGAUGCAGCGGAACGAAGGGAGACUCACACUUGAGCAGAUUCUGAGAUAUGGAGCAGACAUUGCGCGUGGGGUGGCUGAACUUCAUGCAGCUGGUAUUGUUUGCAUGAAUAUUAAGCCGUCCAAUCUUCUUUUAGAUGCAAAUGGUCAUGCUGUGGUAUCUGAUUAUGGGAUUCCAGCAAUUCUAAAGAAGCCUGCCUGUAGGAAAGCUCGAUUGGAGUGUGAGUCCGCAAUAACCCAUUCUUGCAUGGAUUGUACUAUGCUUAGCCCAAACUACACUGCUCCAGAAGCGUGGGAGCCUGUAAAGAAAUCACUUAAUCUUUUCUGGGAUGGUGCCAUUGGUAUAUCUCCAGAGUCAGAUGCCUGGAGCUUUGGUUGCACAUUGGUGGAAAUGUGCACUGGUUCUAUUCCCUGGGCUGGCUUAAGUGCAGAGGAAAUUUAUCGGGCUGUUAUAAAGGCAAGGAGACAACCUCCUCAAUAUGCAAGUGUAGUGGGUGUUGGAAUACCGCCAGAGUUGUGGAAGAUGAUUGGUGAGUGUCUGCAGUUCAAGGUUUCCAAGAGACCAACCUUUAGUUCAAUGUUAGCCACAUUUCUUCGCCACUUGCAAGAGAUCCCUCGAAGCCCUCCUGCCAGCCCUGAUCAUAACUUGCAGUACUUGGGAACGAAUGGUGUAGUACCUUCUGCGGCAUAUCAUGUGGAGGUUUCUCUUGAUGAUCCCAGUCUUCUACACAAAUUUGUCUCUGAAGGCAAUGUGAAUGGAGUUCGAGACUUGCUAGCGAAGAUUUCAGGACAACGUAUUAGCACUUUACAUUCUGUACUAGAGGCGCAAAAUGCUGAUGGGCAAACUGCUCUCCACCUUGCUUGUAGACGAGGAAGUGUGGAACUUGUUGAGGCCAUUCUGGAAUACUCUCAGGCAAAUGUGGAUGUUCUAGACAAAGAUGGUGAUCCACCCCUUGUGUUUGCUCUUGCGGCUGGAUCACCUGAAUGUGUUCGUGCUCUUAUCAGGAGGCACGCCAAUGUCACAUCUAGACUUCGAGAGGGCCUUGGUCCAUCCGUUGCUCAUGUCUGUGCAUACCAUGGCCAACCAGAUUGCAUGCGUGAAUUAUUAUUGGCUGGGGCUGAUCCGAAUGCAGUUGAUGAUGAAGGUGAAUCAGUGCUUCAUCGAGCAGUUGCUAAGAAAUAUACAGACUGUGCUAAGAUCAUACUGGAAAAUGGAGGCUGUAAAUCGAUGAGUAUCUUAAACUCCAAAAAUUUGACGCCACUGCACUUGUGCAUCACAACAUGGAAUGUUGCUGUUGUCAAGAGGUGGGUGGAACUUGCAUCUAUUCAAGAUAUCGCCGAUGCUAUUGAUAUUCCAAGUCCUGUUGGUACUGCACUGUGCAUGGCAGCAGCCUUAAAGAAAGAUCGUGAAGCAGAGGGGAGAGAACUGGUACGAUUAAUUUUAGCUGCUGGAGCGGAUCCAGCUACACAAGACACACAACUUUUUCGAACUGUUUUGCAUACUGCUGCUAUGAUAAACGAUAUUGAGUUGGUCAAGAUCAUCCUCGAUGCUGGAGUUGAUGUAAACAUCAAGAAUGUGAAUAAUACGAUACCUCUUCAUGUGGCAUUGAACAGAGGUGCAAAAUCAUGUGUCGGAUUGCUUUUGUCUGCUGGGGCAAAUUGUAAUAUGCAGGAUGAUGAAGGUGAUAAUGCUUUUCAUGUAGCAGCAUUCUCUGCUAAUAUGAUACGCGAAAAUCUUGAUUGGAUUGUAGUUAUGCUCAGGUAUCCUAAUGCUGCUGUUGAAGUUAGGAAUCACAGUGGCAAAACUUUAUGCGACUAUUUGGAGGCUCUGCCUCGUGAAUGGAUUUCAGAAGAUUUGAUAGAGGCACUUAGGGAAAAGGGGGUCCAUUUAUCUCCCACAGUAUAUGAAGUAGGGGACUGGGUGAAAUUCAAGAGAAGCAUUGUGACACCAACUUAUGGGUGGCAAGGUGCUAGACAUAGGAGUGUUGGUUUUGUUCAAAAUGUCCUUGACAAAGACAAUCUCAUUGUGUCCUUUUGCUCUGGGGAUGGCCGGGAGGCUCAAGUAUUGGUAGAUGAAGUUGUAAAAGUGAUUCCACUGGACAGGGGCCAACACGUGAAGCUCAAGCCAGAUGUGAGAGAACCAAGAUUUGGUUGGCGUGGCCAUGCCCAUGACAGCAUAGGAACUGUUUUAUGUGUUGAUGAUGAUGGGGUGCUUCGUGUUGGGUUUCCUGGAGCAUCUAGAGGGUGGAAGGCUGAUCCUGCAGAGAUGGAACGCGUGGAGGAAUUCAAGGUCGGAGAUUGGGUGCGGAUUCGUCCUACACUUACAACAGCUAAACAUGGAUUUGGAUCUGCAACACCAGGAAGCAUUGGUGUAGUGUACUGCGUCAGACCAGACAACAGUCUGAUGGUGGAACUAAGCUACCUUCCUCAUCCAUGGCAUUGUGAGCCAGAAGAGGUUGAACCUGUUGAGCCAUUCAGAAUUGCUGAUAGGGUCUGUGUGAAGCGCUCUGUUGCAGAGCCAAGAUAUGCUUGGGGUGGUGAAACACAUCAUAGUGUAGGAAAAAUAAUUGAUAUAGAGGCUGAUGGUCUGUUGAUCAUAGAAAUUCCCAAUCGGCCCAUCCCGUGGCAGGCAGAUCCUUCUGACAUGGAGAAGGUGGAGGAUUUCAAGGUAGGUGACUGGGUAAGAGUAAAAGCUUCAGUUCCAUCACCAAAAUAUGGUUGGGAGGACAUCACAAGGAAUAGCGUAGGUAUAAUACACAGUUUGGAAGAAGAUGGUGAUGUUGGCAUUGCUUUUUGCUUCCGUAGCAAGCCUUUCUCUUGUUCAGUGACAGACGUGGAGAAGGUGCCGCCUUUUGAAGUUGGACAAGAAAUUCAUGUUCUGCCAUCUGUUUCUCAGCCUCGACUUGGAUGGUCCAAUGAGACGCCAGCAACGGUUGGAAAGAUUGUGAGAAUUGACAUGGACGGUGCUCUAAAUGCUACGGUUGCUGGGCGAGGCAGUUUAUGGAAGGUUUCUCCUGGAGAUGCAGAAAGACUUUCAGGAUUUGAAGUAGGUGAUUGGGUACGUUCAAAACCAAGCCUGGGAACUAGACCCAGUUAUGAUUGGUACAGCAUAGGCAAAGAAAGUUUAGCGGUUGUGCAUAGUGUUCAAGACACUGGUUAUUUGGAGCUCGCAUGCUGUUUCCGCAAAGGACGCCUAAUGACUCAUUACACCGACAUUGAAAAGGUUUCUGGAUUUCGAAUUGGGCAGCAUGUUAGGUUUAGGGCUGGGCUGGUAGAACCAAGAUGGGGCUGGAGAGGCACUAAUCCAGAUUCUCGAGGUGUUAUAACUGGCGUUAAUGCUGAUGGAGAAGUUAGGGUUGCGUUUUUCGGUUUGCAAUGUCUCUGGAAGGGGGAUCCUGCAGAUCUUGAGAUAGAGCCAACAUUUGAAGUCGCAGAGUGGAUCAUGUUGAGAGAGAUUGCAAGUGGUUGGAAAUCUGUAGGGCCAGGUAGCAUUGGAGUUGUGCAAGGAAUGAGUUAUGAAGGAGAUCAGUGGGAUGGAAAUGUCUUUGUCGCUUUUUGUGGAGAGCAGGACCAGUGGAAGGGAUAUUGUAACCAUCUUGAGAGAGUAAACAAGCUCUUAGUUGGUCAGCGUGUUAGAGUAAGAAACUCGGUGAAGCAGCCAAGGUUUGGUUGGUCAGGUCAUAGUCAUGCAAGUGUUGGAACUAUAGCAGCAAUUGAUGCAGAUGGCAAACUAAGAAUCUACACACCAGCAGGCUCAAAAUCUUGGAUGCUUGAUCCUUCAGAAGUAGACCUUGUGGAGGAAAAGGCAAUCCAAGUUGGCGACUGGGUCAGGGUUAAGGACAAUGUGUCUAACCCAACACACCAGUGGGGGGAUGUCUCUCAUUCAAGUAUUGGGGUAGUGCACCGCAUAGAAGAUGGAGAUCUUUGGGUUGCAUUCUGCUUUUUGGAUAGGCUAUGGCUCUGCAAGGCCGGGGAAAUGGAAAGAAUUAGGGCAUUUAAAAUUGGGGAUAAGGUGAAGAUCAGAGAUGGGCUAGUGGCACCUCGGUGGGGAUGGGGGAUGGAGACUCAUGCCAGUAGAGGUGAGGUGGUUGGAGUAGAUGCUAAUGGGAAGCUAAGAAUCAAGUUUCAAUGGAGAGAAGGCCGUCCAUGGAUUGGAGACCCUGCUGAUAUUGUUCUUCAUGAGCACGAUGAUCAAUGAAGGGUUUGUCUUUAUUACAGUUCCUCCUUUCACUAGAUAGUGGGCAGGGCAAGCCAAGGGCUUCUUUAAUUUAUAGGAGAGGCAGCCCAUGUGCUGUCUAUGCGAUGGCGUUAUAAACUGCCCCCGUGCAGUUGACAGCCAUGAAGACCGAUGUACACUAAGUAGAUUUGAUGACGGAUGGAUAAAAGGUUAAAAGGAAGCUGGGGUUUUUUUUACGGUCAUUGCUGAAGUUCAACCAGAUGUUGGGGAUUUUUCUGCAGAGUGUUUCGUUUUAGCUCGUUAACGGUAAUAUGCUUGUUUUCUCUUCUGUACAAAUCACAAGUAAUUUUUGGGUUCAUAGCUUUCAAACAUAGUUCACUUACACUAGACUUGAACAUUUCUCUCCUAUAUCUUGUCAUUUAAAAAUGCUGAGGCCACCGCUCACAUUUUUGUAAAAUUUAUUUAGCCGUUUGAAUAGAGAAGCAUGUGAAUUUAUUGUCUUUCCUCUUUAUAUUGGUGAAAUAUGAUUGGGUUUCAAUGGAUCUUCCUUUA